Molecule: messenger RNA, 2447 nt
Organism: Lepisosteus oculatus (spotted gar)
Lineage: Eukaryota; Metazoa; Chordata; Actinopteri; Semionotiformes; Lepisosteidae
Product: serine/threonine kinase-like domain-containing protein STKLD1
Biological process (GO): protein phosphorylation
Molecular function (GO): protein serine/threonine kinase activity; ATP binding
Source: RefSeq, a predicted model, not a curated record
UUGGUUUCCAGGCAAUGAUAGAAACACAACAGUGCCAGAUUUCUGUGCACUUAGCAAGUACUGUAAUACUGCAACAUGGAGAAAUACGUGAUUUUAAAUGUAAUGGAGCCGGGGUCUUACGGAGCUGUGCAGUUUGUGCGCGACAGAAGGAGCGAGCAGGAUUUCACCUUGAAGAGGGUUGAAUGUCUUGAUGAGGAGCGAGCAAACCAAGCACUAAAGGAGGCUCUGUGGCUUCUGGAGCUACAGCAUUCCAAUGUCAUCAGAUACAAAGAACUUUUCAUAACCUGGGACAGAAAGAUUUCCUCCGUGAUGCUGUGUCUGGUCAUGGAAUGCUCGUACUUGAGGAGUUUGUCUUCAGCUAUCAGAAUCCAAAGGGAAAAAGGAGAGGUGUUCAAGGAAAAGGUGAUCAGGAGGAUGCUGGGACACACGGUAGAUGCUUUAGCCUAUCUGCACAAACAGAACAUUAUUCACAGAAACCUCAAGCCUUCUAACAUCCUGAUGACAAAGGACUUGACCUUCAUGCUCUUUGAUUUUGGUAUUCCAACUGUGACUGGAGAUGAACUGAAGCUGGAGAAAAGAAUCAAAGAAAAUGGAAAGUCUUGGAUGGCACCAGAAACAUUAGCACAGCGAUUGUGGAGUGAGAAGUCUGAUGUCUGGUCCCUGGGAUGCAUCCUGCUGGAAAUGCUGUCUUGUCACUUGCUGGAUGCAGAGGAAUCCCUGUCCCUUCUCCGGCAGACCAGGCAGGAUUCGAGUCCAAUAGACAUCAUCACCUUUCCGGACCUGUCCUAUUCUCUCAGGAGGAUGUUAGAAAGGAACCCAGAGACUAGGGCCACUGUGUGGGAGCUCACGAGAACUCCUUUUGUAAAGGAGUGUCUGGUGCAGUGUGGUUCCCCUCUGUCCGGGCUAAAAAAGAAAUUACCCCCAGGCCUGACAGGAGCACUCAGUGAAGAGGGAAUUGAGAAAGUUCUAGAAUUUAUGCAGAAUUUCAGUGAUGUGGAAGAGGGACAGCUUUCAGGAUUGGAAUACCUGUCAGUGCAGAGAGACAUGUCUUCCAGAAUCCCACAGGCCCUGCAGACUGUUCUAUCGGCCAUGGGGAACCACCUGGACAGUGUGGAGGUGCAGAACAGGGGCUGCCGGGUUCUGUUCCAGCUGUUAAUCACAGGUCUGGAGCACAGUCUGGAGGAGCCAUGCCUAUACACUGAAGAGGUGACCAGUUCUGUGAUUCAGGCCAUCCGUGCCCAUUCCACCAAUGAGGAGCUGCUCUCUGCAGCCUUUCAGAUUGUCCUUAUUCUCUCAAGGAAUGAGACAUCAACAGAAAAGAUUGGAGGAACUGGGGGUAUCCAGGACAUUGUGAGGGCAUUAAAGAUGUUCCCUGAAAACAGAGAUGUGUGCUUGUCCUGUUGUGGUGCCCUCUGGGGUUUACUGGUGAACAAGCAUACUUCAGGAAAUGUGUCAACAGCAGGAGCCCUUGAAGCCGUUAUCACUGUGGGAGAAACUCACCUGGAUGACUGGGAGCUGAUGGAAUCUGUGUGCGCGGCUCUUUGGUCCCUAACACUCAGAGGUAGUUUAAGAGAAAAGGAAUGUGAGGACACUGCUCUUACCCUGAUGCAUGCCCUCAGGACCCACACCAAAAGACAGGGGGUAAUAAAGUAUGCCAGCUUAGCUCUGGCCAGCCUGGUGAGCAGUUCAGAGUUGGCAGCCUUCAGAGUGCUACUGGCCCCUAGUGGAGGAAGUGGAGUACAGCUGCUAAAAGAGAUCUGCCUUUAUCACCAUGACGAUCCAGAGGUGAUGGAAAACAUAUGCAGUCUACUCAAUGAGAUGGUUCAGUAUGAUGAUGUGAUACCAGAGUUUGUUUCUGAGAAUGUGAAAGAGGAACUUCAGAAGAUUCAAAUCAAGUUUGCAUCAAAUAAGGAGAUACUGUUACUUGCACAAUCUGCCCUUUCAAAAAUGCACAACUGAGGUGGAUCUGCAUCUGGCAGAAAUAAAAUCUAAAUUUAUUUCCACAGUCAUCUCUGCAAGAGUUUUCUUCUGCUUGUCAUUAAGGCAGAGAUGGGAAACUACAAAAGCUUUUGACAUCUCAGCCAAUAAAUCAGAUCACUUAAGUUAUUUAGGCAGACAAAGCUGAAGUCAUUGAGUAUAUAGCCUACAAUGUGAAAUGUCUUAUUGAACUCAUUCUAAUGAAUUGCUUGAAAACUAUCAAAAAUGUCUUCAUUUUCAGAAAAAAUGUUCAGUAUAAUCAGAAAAUUUUAAAUUCUACUGAACUACAAACAGGACCAAUUAGCUGUAUAUCUUUUAAAUAACUGUGAAAAACUGUACCCAUUUUACAUGUAAAUAAAAAAUAAUUGUCACCCCUUUAGCUCUAACAGAACAGGAAUACAGGAAAUGAACAAUCAUGUCAAUAACUCAAUAUACACAAAUGCCAAUUAAAGACUAUGAAGUGGUGUGAA